UUGAGCUAAAGCUCCCUAUCAGCAGGCCGUUCAAUUUUGUCGAUUUUUGAGCGCUUGUUGAACGAUAUAUUGCACGAAAUAUUCGUGCAAUUUGCUGGAACGGUUUGUUGUAGUUUUUUCUCUUGCAAAAAUAGUGUGAAAAUUAAGUGUUACCGUUCCAUAGAAAGAAAAUUUGUUGUUAUUCUACGUGAAGUAGAAGAAUUGUGCAGGUAUGUAUUGUUAGUUUAAACAAAUAAGUGGAAAAAACUUCAGAAAUUCUGAAGUAAAGCUAGUCCAACGGGGCUCCAACUCCUCAUGUUAAAAAUGGCUCAACAAUGGACCUCUGUCUGCCGGGUUUGUUGAACCAAAAAAAUGGCAUUCGGUUCAACGGUCUGUUUCAAAAUCGGCAAACGAAGGUCCCGUGUUGGCCUCCCGUUGAACGAUUGAUUGGACUUUCAUUGGACCAAUGAUCCAACGUAUUGGACCAAUGAAGGACCACCGUUGAACGUUUUUUUCUAAGUGGGAAGGGUUGCGUUUGGGAGUGGAACUGGCAAAAAACGAGUAUUCUCCUUUGGAUAGCUUCGGAUGCAUAGAGUCAAUACCCGUUUUGUAAUACGCGGUUACGGAGAAAAGAUUGACAACUAUGCGACGCGUCUGGCAGAACUAGAACUGGCUGCAGUAAGAUUAUGCUAUUUCCAAUAACCGAAGAACGUUCUUGGUUGACGUCAUGGUGCUCAGUACCGAGUGGUCGCAGGUGGAAAUUAUCGAUCUCAUCAACGACGGCAAUGGUCUGGGGUUCAUGUUGGUUGGGGGUCGCAGCACCGGGGUCGUCAUUAAGGCCCUAAUUCCCGGUUCGGUGGCCGAGCGCGAUGGACGACUGCAGAGCGGUGACCACGUGCUGCAGAUUGGCGAUGUCAAUCUGCGUGGAUUCAGCUCGGAACAGGUGGCAACCGUGCUGCGACAAACCGGACAUCAAGUACGAAUUAUAGUGGCUCGUCCGGUAGAACCGACUUCACCGGACUAUCAGGCUCUAGCGAGUCAUGCACCGAUCAUUCCCACCAAGAUGCUAACCGAUCCGGAAGAACUCGAUCGUACGCUGCUACAAACAGCUGGUUAUACGUCGGGUGCGUUUCUACAAUCACCGGUCGAGGAAUCGGAUGAGCUAUGUCCUACUCAUAUCGAAGUGGUCGCAGUGAACAACACAAUAAAUAUCGAUGCCAGUAGUCUAGCAUUAAUAUCUCCUUCCUCGAUAUCGAUUCCACAAGUGCUUGGGAAACCUUUGCUAGAUAUUGACCAGCAGCAGCAGAUGCCACCACCACCGUUGCCUCCACCGGAUCCCCAGGACUAUGUCGACUCACCGGAAACACCAGAAACGGAAACAUACGAGGUAGAGCUACGGAAGAAUGUGUACGGUUUAGGCAUUACCGUGGCUGGUUAUGUGUGUGAAGAGGAAGAUCUUUCGGGGAUUUUCGUGAAGAGUAUUAUCGAGGGUAGUGCAGCGGAAAUGAGUGGUAAAAUUCAAAUCAACGAUCGUAUAGUUGCAGUUGAUGGGAAGUCCUUAAGUGGUGUAACUAACCACCAAGCGGUGGAGCUUUUGAGGAAUACCGAUAUUGCGGUGAAACUAUCUCUGGAACGGUUUCUGCGCGGUAGGAAGUAUGAACACUUACAGGUGGCAUUGAUUGAUACAAGUUCCGCGAGUGCAAACGCUGCGAGCAAUCCGCAAUUGACGCAGUACCAGCAUAGGUGUUCGAUGGUUCAGUCGCCCUCGGUAACGACAUUGUCGAUUUGUUUGGCGAAAUCCGAUGCCGACUCCAUGGUAACCGAAUGUGGCGAUUGUGGUAUCGAACCAGAGAUGGAGUCAGCUACUACGUAUGAUUCCAACGUGUUUCUGUUGGAAAAUGGAGAUUGUAGUGAGAAUGGUUUGUACGAAAAUGGAGAGAUUAUUGCGGCCAUGGCUGCCUCCACUGCUGCAACACCGAUGAAGGAAAACAUGGAUCUAGUGUUAGAUGGUCAAGGUGACACAGUGCGAAGUGCUUCACAGCUGGUAACUCCAAUCGUGGAAUUGGACCCGAUCAUUGAAAUGUGGCAGAAACAGAUUCCGUGCAGUCAGGUAAUAUUUGCUGAUAUACAGAAACUAUCUGGAUUAGGUAUCAGCUUGGAAGGAACGGUGGAAGUGGAGGGUGGUGUUGAAGUGCGUCCUCAUCAUUAUAUCCGAUCAAUUCUGGAAGACGGUCCCGUAGGACGUGAUGGAACAUUGAAGCCAGGGGACGAGUUACUGCAGGUGAACGAACAUCGUCUGCAGGGCCUAAAACAUAUCGAUGUGGUAAAAAUUCUCAAAGAACUCCCCGCAAAAGUGAGAGUGAUUUGUGCUCGUGGUUCUUCCGCACCAACUGUGAUCAACACCUCCCAGAAUGCGGAGGCUUUCGAAGCUCGUAGUCUCCUAGCCGGGGGUCUUCAAAGUCUUCAAAGUUUGCAAGGCAUUCUGACAAAGGCUCAGUCAGAAAGUUCACUGUACACCUCUAGCACGGCCACACUGACCGAUCAGCAACGCUCCAAGUCCGUGGAACAAGUGUCCGGUUUGGCCUUGUGGACCAAUGAGGUAAUCUACUGUGACAUUGAGAAAACGGAACGGGGAUUCGGGUUCUCCAUAUUGGACUACCAGGAUCCUUUGGAUACCGAAGGCACAGUAAUUGUGGUGCGUGGUUUAAUCCCUGGUGGAUCUGCCGAAGCCACAAACUUUAUAUUUCCCGGUGAUCGGCUGGUGUCGGUGAACGAGCACAGCUUGCAGGGGGCUACGCUGGAUCUUGCGAUUGGGUGAUUCGCUCUUUGGAUAUAAAACAGGAUCACCUUUACUAAUGCCAGUGAAUUAAAUGCUCGGACUUGGACCAUUCUUACUACAUAACCUUUCAAACAGUUGUUGAUGGAGGCGCACUGAUUAAUUGUAUGAAAUAUUGUGCAUGCAGAUAAAAAUCGGAAGCGACGUCUCUCUCGCCUGAUUAUGCUGCUCCAGCGAAGUUCACUGUGCACCAAUGGUAUGUAGACUGUCAUGCGAUAUAUUAAUCAUUCAUAAUUGUACAAAAAUUCACUCCCUUGUAACGUUCAGUGUCAAACCCAUUGGUUCUCAAACAUACAUUAUCAACUUUAAGCGCUUUAAUAUUCCAUCGUUAUGUGCUUCGAUAGUGGAGGCAAGACAAUGUAUUUAUUUAUGUUGAAGCACGUGGUUCAUAAACAAGACAACAAAAUAUGUAUAAAGUAACAUGAUUCUAUCAGUUGAUGUAUAGGAAACGGCAGUUCAACUGACGUCGCUCGGCAACGUCGCUGCGCUGGACUGUCCAGCGAAUUGCAGAUUAGUGCUGCAGCGACAAUAACCUCAAAUUGUCUUUCGCGGUGACUCCACAUUUCUAGUAAUUAUUAAAAAAAAUCCCACAGAAAAAGAAAGAUGCAAAUGCAAUAUGUUUCCAAAACACUUCAUUUUGCCAGUGUUUAUCUCAUGUUGCGAGAGAACCAGGUCAAUAUGAAGUAAAGGCGAAUCGACAUGGUAUGACCAGAAAUAGUACAACCAUGUUAACACCUACUGCAAAGGAUAGUUUCAAAACAUAAUUUGACCAAAGAAAAUGAGGUUACGCAAAAGAGUAAACGAACUCCGCAAAAACCUAGGUAUUGUGAUUAAAAUUUUAUCAGUCAAUUAUUUUGAAUAAAGAAUAACAGAAAGAAACGUCGCCGCAAACUUUUUCAAUUUAAUUUUUCGAUGAUCAUUUCUUCUUCGGUGGACUUUUUCAGGCAAAACCAAUCUUCAAAACGAUUCAAAUUCUUUGUCAAUACAUUCGUUUUAGAGUAUGCUCGAACUUGUCAUGUUCUUUACAUUGGUCAACAAAACUAUCGCAAACUUAACACAUCACUGACAGUGUUUCACAAGGCGACAAAGCAGCGACAUCUGGUAGUUCAACGGCCAAUUAUCUCAAUAUCCCGCUUGUGAGAAAUUCAGGCAGCCGGCAGAAGCCUGGCUGGAUUCCGACAGCAGUCAAUUUAUCACAAGCAAAGUUGUGAUUUUCUUAUUUUCUUUUCCUUGGAACAUGUGAUAUGGAAUCACUAUUAAAAUAAACUUUCAAACCGAGGCGCGUAGGUCCGAGUGUCAUGUACCACAAACUUAAAAUCGAUUCUCGAGCGCGGCAUUUGCAAUGCCGAAGUAGAUCGGCAACAUGACAUUUAGCUGAUUGUUCAGUAAUCCACAUGCUCUUUUCCGAAAUUCGUUAAAGUAAUAUGCUGAUAUCUCAGUAAAGCGCGUACAGUAAACAACAAAUAUAUCGAAAUCAGCACAUUAAUUUGCCGAGAUUUCGAACAGUGAAAUAGUUUUUACUGAAACUCGGUGCGACACUUGUCAUCUAAUGUCUCUUUUCGAUUUUGCAAAGCACCACGUCGCCAUUGCUCAUGGAGCUGAAAAACAUUGGAAGAAGGAAAACAGAUUUUUGUAUAUUUCGUGACAAGAUAAGUGAAAUAAGAAAACCAUCUACUUCGCAAAUACAAUUAUUAAUAUCUACUUAUUUCCAGGAAGGUGCGUUGAGGAGCACUAGAAAAAAAUGACUCUAGGCGUGAUGUUAUCUUUUUUGUAUGCUAGAUUCAAAUGGACAUAAUAAAACGCCAUCUUUCUCCAAGCUUUGCUUUUGUAGCUUUGCUUCGAUUACUGAUGACUCGGAAAUUCAUGGUUCAAUCCUGAUCGCUUUUGCCGAACUAACAGUAAAAUUUCUGCUGACAAGUUCGGCAAUAAUUGACAGUUAAUAAACUUAGGAUUGCCGAGAUUCACAGUAAUUGUACACUUUACCGAGACGUUUACCGAGCACUAGGCUGUGCAAAUCUCGGCAAUUAUUUCGCCGAGAUUCAGCAAUAAAUUCUAAGUGUGUUUCAAAAGCUUUUUAUAUGAUAAAAAAAACUUGUUUUAUUCCUCCUAGUGGUGUAAUGAGGCCUAUCUCAUAUUACUCAUAUUUUUAUAAAUAUCGCUGGAGGAUUAAAAAAAAACGAAAUUUGAAAUUUUAAUAAAAACUAGAUAGUUCCUUUGGGUUUUGCUGAUAGUUUGGCAAAAGCGUUCGGGAUCGAAUCAUGGAUUACCGAGUCAUCAGUAAUCGAGUGUAGAAAGGGUUUUGUUCUAUUAUUGCACGAACAACUUAUCACGAAACCAAAGUUUCGGUAAAGAGUGUAUUUUAUUAAUGCUCACUUCAAUUAAAAACAAUUCAAAUCACGGAAAGAAAUAUCACAGAUAAAAACAUUUGUUUCUAGUACUCGCCCUGGAAAUCAACAAAUAUUCAAAAAUAUAUAUAAAAAGAACCUUUUAAUUUCACUCAGCUUUUCACGUAAUACUGAGAUCUCUUUUAUUCGCCAAAUUCAUAUAUAUUUUCAGCUCCAUGAGAAAUGGCGACGUCCGGUGGUGUACAAAAUCGAUAGUUGAUAUUAGAUGACAAAUGUCGCGCCGAAUUUCAGUAAAAGCUAACACACUGUUCGCAAUCUCCGCAAACGGAUUUGCUGAUUUCGGUAUAUUGUUUGUUUACGGACAAGUUCAGCAACAUAUUAUGCCAAACUUCUCAAUAAAAUGCGGUUUACCGAGAUAUUAGAACAUUACAAUAACGAAUUUCGGCAAUGAGCAUGUGAAUUACUGAACAAUCAGUAAAAUUUUGUGUUGCCGAUCUAAUCUAAUUAUUUAUUGUCUAAAUUAUCGAGAUACAAACAAUUCAAGAAAUAAAGAGUAUUGUGAUUUUGAGAGAUAAAUAUGAUGAAUGUGUCCUGCUUGAAAGUGCAAAAGCAGUGCUAUUGAACUUCAUAAAGACUUCUAAUGGGAAAAAAUCUAAACAGAAAAGCCGCUGACGAACGAAUCUACGAAUCUGGUCUGGCAAGAACCCGGUUGAAACAUAAUAUGGGUAAGAAUAAGCAUCAGACCCCAGUAAUUUCUUACAUCGGGCGAAUCGCGCGCGAAACUCAAGAUCACACACUUUGAUUUUUAUCCGAAUCUCAGCAAGAUUUGGUAAUCUCGCCGAUAUUUGAACAGUCAGUCAAGUACUCGUCAAACAUUAAAACAACUGAGAUUCUCGGUAUUAUCUAGGUUUCGCCCUUCCUUACUAGCAAUUGAAGUAUUGCCCCGUUUGUUGUCAUGGAACACGGAGGGCGAAACUAACGUAAACAAAUGGAAUGACAGUUUCGCCCUUUAUAGUUCUUUGUAUUACAAAGAUUGAGAUUUUUGUAGAAUCCGAAUUUUUAGACAAAAUUGUAGGAUUUUGAAGCUUUUAUUGGUAGGUGAGAGAAACUCGAUUUGUUUACUUUUGUAAGAUUCGCCCAUCUUUGAAAAACAGCUGAAAUGUGAUUGAUUCGGUCAAAUGACCAAUUUCUGGUAAACACGGUAGUUUACAUAACGGAAAUUCAGUAUGACAUUUUAAAUUACCGAGAAGUCGGAAAUAGUAAGCCGAGUAUUUUGGAAGAAGCUAUCUUAGGCGAAAUUUCAGUAAAAUAUCGCUUCGCGGUUCAUUGUCGGCAUCCUUUUUCACCGAAAUAAAAUUAAGUUUUAAGUUUGCAUGGUCCACGUUUACAUUGUGUCUCUUUUGUGCAAAAGUGUGUAGGAGAUAACAAAAUAAGAAGCUCAACGGCAGUCCGAUGCUCUUGAACACGCUAUUGGGGUGACAUUGAACUGACAAUAUCGAUGCGUUAAUGCGGUUUAUGCAAUUCAUGCAUAAGAGUCCGAUGAGGGCCCGAUCGCAGCGCUACUAUCGGGUAAAUAUUGUACUCAAUCGAUCAAAAAUCGAUAUCACUCGCAUUGGCUUGGCUGUCAGACGACUGGCUUACGGCUGCCAGAUAAACACCUCAAACGUUUAUCAUUUCCAGAAGGAUUUCGUCACAUCGGUUCUGAGCGAAACAUGGCUACCAGCCGUCUGCGUCACUGCUGACAGCCAAAAUGACCAGAACCACGUGUGAAAAUGUGCGUUCUUUUUCUUAUUUUUCAUAGAUAGUUUUGUUUUUGUACAAGGAAAUAAUUUCGGAUAUCAAAUAAAAAAGCUCCACUAUUCAGCUAAACACUUUUUAUUGUUAUUAUUUUAUUGUGUCAUUCAUUUGGUAUGCAUCAACAAUAGAAAUAUACUUCUCGAAACCGUCAAUUGUGUUCCAUAACAGAUAAUUUAUACACACUUUAAGUUCAGUCACUGUAUUCUACGUUUCAAUGAUGCUGUGCUAUUUGUUUUGGUAUUGGAAAUACCUCAAUUAGAUAUGACUCUGCUCAUGCGGAUCACAAUUUUAAGUAUUCUGUUUAGGCAUUUUAGCACUUAAUUCAACCUCACGAAUAUCACUUUAAGCUCUUUCGUUAGUCGGUGACUAGGGCUUUGCUUUAACUAUUUUGUUCUGAUCGGGAUAACAGUGAAUGAAAAAUGAAAUAUUGCAUUGAUUUUGUGAUUGUACUGUCUGCCAAAAUAAAAUAUUUCAGACAAAUGCUGCGUAAAUUGGCAAUCAAAAUUUCAAAUGUGGUUUUCAUAUGCUCUUUUCAUCCCGUGUUUCACACAAACCACCUACCAGUUCUACAGCUAACGACGCCACAGUCUCGACGUGUUGAAAUAUGGUGCUGGAAACACUCACACGUGACUAAUCCGUCGGAGUCUUGUAUAGUGUAUUUUCGUAGAAAGCCAGUAAUUAAUAACACAAAUCACGUAGAACAAUAUUCUUGAGGCAGGUAAAUUGGUAUAUCUCGAAUGUUGCUUCUCUGUCGAGAUAAUUGUCUAAGCAACGACUGAUGUAUCUUUGGAAGAGGCCUUAACAAGAUGCUAGAACAUUGGUUCAGUACAUCAUCUCGGGAUUGAUUCUAAUCCACCCUAAUCUAGACGUAACCACAGCAUCGCAAACACAAAACGUGACGGAAAGUAUUAAUAACUUCAUUACCGUUCAUUAUUAUAUUUCAUGCCACCUUCCCUCUUCCCUAAACGGUUCCGUAUAGAACUGCUGGCAAACCAAGAAGCCUCCUAAAACAUUUUGUUAUGCUAUAUUACUUGUUGGUACGCAUUAGGCCUAAGUGAUUAAAUAGUGAAAGAUGGGGAAAUAUCCGGUAGCAUCACCUGGAUAAAUCGUAGCGUGGAUUGCCAAACAUGGAUGCGAAAAAAUCGACGCUCUACAUCACGUUAAUGACUUUUGCCUUCCAUUCGGGUAGCAUCCGUUGCUAUUUCUAAGAGUACAGGAGCCCGGUAUCUGUCAGAACAGUGCGGGCUGAAGUACUGUUCUCUUGUCGAUUACGGUCCAGCUGUUUCCGGUUCAUUUGAUUUUAAUUAUGUUUCAAAAUGUUUGUUAAAGGGGAUAAAUUCAAAUACCUGUAUCAAAACAAAUAGAAUAACUAGUUCCAUACUAGUUGAGAAAUUUAUUUAACUGUUGCCAUUUGUUAAUAUUUUUAACGGGAAAUGAAACGGAACUCUGUAUUUUCCAACGAAUGGCAAAUAUUACAAUUGUUAUUCAUUUUGCUUAAACGUGUUAACAUAAUCCAAUCACUGAGCCCUCUUUCAAUACAAAAAGAUAGACAAGAAAAACAUCGAAAACCAAAAUAAAACGCUAUAUAAAAGAUAUUCGGCUAGCAAAACAUUAUGAAUUUCUAUCGGAGUUCUGCCAGAAUGUUAGUGGCAAAUUGUGACAGGCACGUUCAAAUAUUCCCUUCCAUCCAGUCAGAGCUAUGUUUCUACCGAUCAUAGUGACAUUCGAGCAAAGAACUUUGAUCGCAUUGUCUUGAUACUGUUAUAAGUGACACACCUUUUAGAUAAAUUUGGCCUACUCAGAGCUAUGAUAACUUGUCGUCAAACAGUCGUAAUUCUUUACAUAGCCUUUUUUUCGAAAGCUGAAAAUCGGAUUAUGAAUUGGUCACCCUCAGAAACCGUUGUUUCCACGGCUCUGACACCACCACACCGGAAAGAGAUAAAGCACUGUGAUGGAGGUAAGAAAUUUAAACUUCAUCUAAUUUUAAUUCAGUUGAAAUUGUGUAGAGGCACUUUCUCGCUGGAGGAUUUCGCUUUGUUCGCUUUUCAGGGUGGGAGAAAUUUCAUUUGUAUAACUGAAACGGGUAGUUUUUGUACAAGAAAAAGCAUCUGAAUAAUACGUUAGCAUACAGCGGUAGAUACAAAACGCAAUGAAUAAAUAAAACGAAUCAGUCACCGGGGAGAUUCGAUGUUCAGUUUUCGUGUUAUUGUUAGCAAUUUCUUUUUAUACUACUCUGAACACUUCACACGGGUAGAAAAAUAGGAAUCAUUUCAAAUAGUUCGAUUCUAGCUCGAAUGCAAAAGAAAAGAAUAACAAAGAUUUCAUUGUUCAACUCUAUUGGCGUUUUUAAUUGUAGAUGAAUUUUCGUUCGCUUCUAUGAAUCAAAUCGGGUUAAUCAAACUUUCUUACUGGGUAAUUCAACACAUUUUCACGUUUCGCCUUCGGCUCAUCAGUGCAUUAGCUGUUUAUGCUGAGCUGCUUCGAUGCAAAGAGUGUUUUGUACAAAGCAUUAACUUUACGUUUACUUAGCGGUUUACGUUGAAACGUUAGGUGGUGUUAGCAGUUCAACAUAAACUGCUAAUGCACUGAUGAGCCGUUGGGGAAAUGUAAAAAUAAAUUCAAUGAACCGUUUAACUUGAAACUCGAACCGAACUUCCCACUGAGCACGAUUCGGUUUUACAUAACUGUAUCGGCCAGAUCGAAGCGCUACGAUCGGGUCGUCAUCGGACAAUUUUGAACUAUUUACAUCAACGACGUCAACUUGAAAACGUUUAGAGUGUCGGGCAAUUAUCGUAUCUCGUGUUUUGCUAUCUCCUCAAUAUUUUAACCUAACUCUUAUGAGGCACAAUACAACCGUCUAACUUAGUCGAAAGCAGUCGUAAAGAGCGAUGCCAGAUAGUAGUAGUGUCAUUUCUGUAGAUUGGCAUUUUGCUCGGAAGCUCUCUCAUCUUUUUUUUUUGCUCGUCAGACAAAACUAGUUUCCGUAGUUCUCCGUUGAUAAAUUUAAAUUUCCGUAGAAAAAAAUCCAAUUUCCGUAGAUUUUGUCUACGGAUCCGUAGAAAAUUUUCGAAUCGACCCAUUUCCGACAAAUCUGGGAAAACUCAUAUAACGGGUAAACAACCUGUUCUCAAUAAUGGGUAAAGCGAAUAUGUGUCAAAAGUUGAGUGAUUUACUACCAGUUUCAAAUACGAGAACAAACCGAAAUUAGGUAAAAAAUUACCCACUUUUUAAAUAAAUCAGAAAUCAAACAUGAUAUUUUUUCGGGUUACUUGGAAAAAAUCAAAAUGUGUAAGAAUUAGUGCUUCAAUUUAUUGAAAUAUUUACGUAUGUCAUACCAUUAAUUUUAUUAGUUUUUCACUAGGCUCUGUGCUAUACGUCGUAAUUAGGGCACAGAAGCGCCAAAUGUAAUAACAUUGUUGAGGCGAACUCUUCUUUAAGAAAAUAAGUUGAAACUACUGAAGCAAAAAUCGAACUUGAUAAAUCGGAACGCAAAUUAGAAGAACCAAAUUGUUGGAACUUACUGAAACUAGACGAAUAGGCAUGCACAAAUUAUGUUGAUUUUCAAAAUACAAUUCUCUCACUUCCAAAAUGCAUUCCCAAAUUUUCAACCACUUAUGGGUAUAAUUUGACCCAUUUAUUUCGGAUUUCGGAUUUAUUGAUGCGGGUCGCAUUUCACUAAAAAAAUAUCUCACUUUUGACAGCUCGUAUUGAAGUCGAAAAAGAGUAUUUGUGGUACUCAGAAUUUUGGGUAUUUUAUUUUAGCUGUGUAACAAAUUGCCAACAAUUCGACCGUCCCACGACAAAAGGGCCUAACUUCAAAUGACAGUUUCUCGUUGUUUACUUUUUCUUUCACGAUUUACUGAUCUGAUUUUAUAUUUGACACUUUACUCUUCGCAAAACGUUCAAGGUAAAACUACAAGCUUUCGAUUUACAUUGGAAAUUUUAGAGAAUUUGCAAUAAUGGCUCCGUAAUAAUAAUAAGAGAAAGUAAACAAAGAUAUGCUCUCAUCUGCAGUUGGGCCCUUUUGUCGUGGGACUAUCGAAUUGAGUUUUACCGAAUGGGCAAAAUAUUUUCAAUCGUAAUUUAGAGUCCGAAUUCCAACAUAGCCCACAUUGUCACAAAGAUGGACCGAGUAAUGAAUUCUUAGUCGACUGCUCGUUUCUGCUUCGUUCAAUCAACCCGAUUAGGGAUGUCGUAAUAUCGAUCGAUUAAUCGAGUAAUCGAUUAAUAACCCAGAUAAUCGAAUAAAUUUCAAUCGAAUAGUUUCAAAAUUAUACUCGAUUAUUGAAUAAUCGAGUAACUCGAAAUUUUCGACAUCCCUAAGUUACCCGAUUGAUACUAACAUUAUGUCCAGAGUUGCCAGGUUAUUUUUUUCAAAAAUCUGUCAAAACUCAAAAAUUUAUCUGGAUUUGUCUGUGUCUACUAUAUACAAGGGAAUUUUUGCUAAGCUUUAUGUUUGGUGAGAAAAAAAGGUCUCCCCACCGAGGCCAAAACCGUAAAGAUCUAGCGAGAUCUGACAAAAUCUUGGAAAAUCUGGCAAAAGAUCUGAUUAGUUUGAGUGUCUGGCGAAGCGAGAAAAAUCUGGCAUUUGCCAGACAAAUCUGGCAACCUGGCAACGCUGAUUAUGUCAUUGAAUUUUCACUCACUUUAUGAAUGUAUUAGUGUAAAAGUUAGGCGACUUACCACUUUUUAAUACACUUCAGCUAGAGAAAUGGAUGAUGAUGUCUAAUGUAGGCCUUUUCGUUGGUUCCCACGAAAUUGAACAGUUUAUGCUGGAAUUCUAGGAAGAACUGAUUAUUUACUAGUUCUUUUUAUCCGAAUUCAAUUUUAUAUAUCCAGUUAUAUAAAAUUUUUAUUUCGAAAUCAACUAAAAAUCAACACCAAAUCAUGCCGAAAUCAAAGAAUAAACGAAUGAACAAUUCAGUUUGCUUUUUAUUACCCAAUUCGGACAGAUAUCCAAACCAAUCGGUUGGAAUUCAUUUGGAAUCUGUUCCCACAUUAUCAGAUCCGAAUGGAUUCCGAAUCGACGAGAAAUUUUCAUUCGGAAUUCCAUGUGGAAAUCAUGUGGAAUUCCGAAUCAAUUCCAACUCCAGUGCAACAACCGAUUCCGAAUGAAUUUCGCCUACAACCGGUUGAUUCGGAAAUCAUUCGGAAUUGAGUGAGAAGAUGCGGACUGAAUUGUCAAUUCGUCUUCUUCUUCUUCUUCUUCUUCUUUUUUUUUCCCGAUUUUGCACGUUUUCGUGCUGAUUUUCAGUUUAUUUUUUAAACCAAAACAUUAUAUAACUGAAUAUACAAAUUUAAAUCUUCAUGUUUUUCGGAUAUACAGAACUAGUGAAUAACCAGUUCUUCGUAGAAUCCUAACAUACACUGUUGAAAUUCGCUGUAAAAUAACAAAACGGCCUACCUUAGUCAGCAUCAUCCAUUCCUCUAGCUGGAGUGUAAUGAAAUGGCUUAGGGCGCCUAAAUUUUACACUAACACAUUCAUAAAAUGAGCGAAUAUUCAAUGACAUUUAUAAUGUCACUGUCAAUCGGGUUGAUCGAGCAGCCAUCUCAGACGAAAAUUCUAGCACUGAAUCGAUCGAGCACUAAAAAAUCAUGCAGUGGAGUAAGAAUUCAUUGCUCAUGCCGAUUAUGUGGGGGGUUGUUUCACUGCAACCCACAUUAUCAGAUCCGAAUGGAUUCCGAAUCAAUUCCGAAUCGGCGAGAAAUUUUCAUUCGGAAUUUCAUGUGGAAAUCAUAAUGGAUUCCGAAUCAAUUUCAACUCCAGUGCAACAACCGAUUCCGAAUGAACCGGUUCGCCUACAACCGGUUGAUUCGGAAAUCAUUCGGAAUUGAGUGAGAAGAUGCGGACUGAAUUGUCAAUUCGUUUUCUUCUUCUUCUUUCCUGAUUUUGCACGUUUUCGUUCUGAUUUUCAGUUUAAUUUUAAACGAAAACAUUAUAUAACUGUAAAUACAAAUUUAAAUCUUCAUGUUUUUCGGAUAUACAGAACUAGUAAAUAACCAGUUCUUCUUAGAAUCCCAACAUAAACCAUUGAAAUUCGCUGGAAAUUAACAAAACGGCUUACCUUAGUCAGCAUCAUCCAUUCCUCUAGCUGGAGUGUAGUGAAAUGGCUUAAGUCGCUUAAAUUUCACACUAACACAUUCAUAAAAUGAGCGAAUAUUCAAUGACAUUUAUAAUGUCAUUGUCAAUCAGGUUGAUCGAGCAGCCAACUCAGGCGAAAAUUCUAGCACUGAACCGAUCGAGCACUAAAAAAUCAUGCAGUCGAGUAAGAAUUCAUUGCUCAUUCCGUUAUUUCGAUAAUGUGGGAAGUUCCUCGCUUGUGAGAAAUUCGGACAGCUGGCAGAAGCCUGCCAAGGUUCCGGUAACUAUCAAAAUUUUGCAAGCGAAAAUACGUCAUUCUCGCGCCACGUGACGUCUAUCAAGUUCGCUUCUCCGUCUUUUUGCCUUGCUAAUAUAGGGAGGCUAUGCAAUCGCUGUGAAAACCGAGUUUUUCCGUUCAAAUGAAGCAGUCGAUUCGUCAAUCCGGCAUGUACAUCGAAAAAUGAAAACGAGUCUCGAGACCAGGUAAAUAAAAUGAACAUACUGGUAUAUUGAGCGAUGAAGCUUUGCAUAUCAUGUUUGAUAGUGCAAAAGCUAUGUUAUUGCCCUUCAUUUAAACUUCUAAUAGAAAAAAUAAAACCAAAGGCGCUAAAAAUGAAGAACCGAUUCAAAACGGUUCUACCACUCUUGUAUAGGCAAUAAUUCGGCAGAAACAGAUCUGUUAAUUACCGCUAGAUGAAAUUCUCUGCCGGAACGGUUCUGGCAUAGUUGCCAGACUCUUCCCGGAAUUCUGCCUACAUUCCGGCAAAACCUUCUGUCAGACACAUGCAAGCGGGUCGCAUUGAUUAGGAUUUCAUACUGAAUUCCUCAUGAUAUUCUGAUUGAAAAUUUUUCGCCCAAUAGGAUUUGGUUCGGAAUUGAGGUUUUCUAUGCCCAGUGGAAAACGAAUGGCAGCCCUACUGAAAAAUGGGUGGCCAACACGUUUCCUGAUGAAAACAAAACAAUAUGUAAAAGCGAUUCACACGCAGCAUCAAGCGACUAUCACCUGCAUGGAAUGAUUACGGAACAACAACAUUAAUUGUAUGCAAUUCAUAUGAAAGGACACUACGUCAAGUUCACGGAACAUUUUAACGUCGGAUACGUGAGCAAUAUUCGGCUAAAAUAAUUAAUAAAUUAAUCUGAACGUCGACCGAAGUUGAUUGAUCGUCUGAGUCGCGUUUAAUGCAUGCGUUUCCUGAUGAAAACAAACCAACCUCAUUUGCAUUUGUGGUUGUAAGUGAGCUGUCAGAGAGCCUAAUACAUUCUGAACCGAUAAUGGUUGGUUUUGAAGGUUUUGAGGGUUUUGAGAUGGGCGUUCGCUCCUGAACUGGUCCAAUGAAUCGUUUCAAAAAAGUGCGCUGACAGCUUUUUUCAAAAGAACCGCAGCUCACCGUUCUUCCAAACGUGCAUCCAGGGAUGCCAGGUCAUUUUUUCAAAAAUCUGAUCAAACCCAAAACCUGUCUGUGAAAAUCUGUGACCGUGUUCCGUACCCCAAUAGCAGUUCAAAAUCAAUUUGGUGAAACUCAUUACAAUUUAGUGAGCAAAAAAAAAAGGUCUCACUACCAACAACACGCUCUGUGCCUUUUUCCUCAACCGCUCUGUACUUUUUGGUGCUAAACUGUGCUCGAUUUCCAAAAUCUGUGAUUUAUUCAAGAAUCUGUGAAAAUCUGUGAUCAUUUUCAGAAAUCUGUGCAAAUCUGUGUCAUUUUUAAAAUCUGUGCAGAAAAUUCAAAAUCUGGGAGACACAGAUUAAUCUGUGAACCUGACAUCCUAGCGUGCAUCUAAGUAAGAAUUCUCACCUCUAACGCAGUAGGCUAAGGCACAUCCAGGGGUGCCACUUUUACAUAUAAUUCAAUUCGGAAUUAUUAAAAAUCUGAUUAUUAUUCUAAUUAUUUAGUAAACAGUUCGUUGAAUUAAAACAGAUUUAAUUACCAAAUCCAUACAGUACGAUGCAGAUGAAGAACACCGAUUAUAACUUAUCAACAUAUUAUCUCAUAUCUUCCCCUCUUCAGAGGAACGACUAACAUGCGGCAAUGGCAUGAGUGUUGAAAUUCGAUUCCCUGCGGUGUCUGUAAUUUGACUUACGCAAUUUGCAUAUUGGAUAUUUAAUGGCACACUAAGGAACGAAAAUUGUUAUGAUUACUAAUGGUUAAGAUUUAUGGUAAUAGCAUUUUAUGUUAGCGAACCCAAACCGAGUGUAAUUUGCAUUUUGUUUUUUUUUUCAAAUCCCUACAUACUCUGUUAUAUCAAGAUAUAGAUGACAUACACAGUGCACUCGUAGAGUACAGUCUGGAGAUAUUUAUUUGACUCGAUGAUUAAUGCUGAUGUCCAUCGGAUGCUGAGAUUCCCACUAUUUUCUAUGUGCGGGAUUCAAAUUUAUGGAAGGUUUCAAAUACAUCUUUUCUUAUCUAAUGAUUACCUUUAAUACUUACCUGAUUCGACGAUUAAAUUCAAAUUCGUUGAUAUUUGAUUGUUGUUCCCUAUAAUAAUGUUUCUAUGAAUUUAAAAUUAUAACGUUCAUAAGAUAACAUCAAAAAUAAGUUGAAGCGAAACGAUUGCGUGUUUUCCAAAAGUUGAGCUACUCCUAAGGCAAGUAGCCAAACACAAGAAAAAUAAUUUCUUUUGGCGAAUACAGGGUGGCAAAGAAUGACCCAAUUUUGAUCGGAAUGAUAGAAUUUGCACAAAAACAACAUGUUAUCAUGUUAAUCCGAAAUUGCUGUUGAACAGCAAACAAAAUAAAAACAUACACGUAUAGAUAUAAAUAGUACGAGGGAGUGAGAUUUUACCAUGUAACGCUCAUAAAACAAGACGUCAACGUUCGAACCCUGUGACUUCACUUGUUGGCUCCGACGAAUACCGAAGAGGGUAGAAUAAUCGAUAAAGUCAUAAAAAUUCGAGCCUUCAUUGAAGACACGCACUCGCAUCAUCGUUAUUACUACGUGCUGUGGUUUAGGUACUUUGUACAUCUUGAAGGCAAGCAGGUCAUGUCGGAGACGGUACACGUAAAAUUUUCAAAAGGAAAGCCAAUACUCGUAGAGUGAUAAUUUAUGGGAAGGAAAAUUAAAAUUGUUCCUAUGCGAGUAGGGGCCGACAGUGAAAAAGAAGUAAAAUGUUUCAUUUUUCUGUGGAAUAUUUGUAUGUAAAGAAAAUUCGAUCACUUUAUAAACUGUAAUUAAAUUUGCAUGGGCACUUUGAUAUUAUGAGAUUCGUUAGAUUCCACUCAACUCUUGAAUUCAGUGCAUGUAACUUUAAUUGAAAAUGGAGUGGUGAUCUAGAUUUCCUGAAAUGGCUUACAAAAUGUUUUAGUUUUCUCUAAUCUAUAAUCAAAAUGCCUACGUGAUUGCGACAAUAAUAAAACUGAAGAGUGAAACAUAGCAAUUCAUUCCAAUGUGGAAUCCAUCAUUAGUAAGAGGAACAUUUGUUUUUCUUAGUUAUUUGCAACAAUAUCACAGUUAAGUCGUCUUGAAUGUAAUUGCAAUACUUUCAAAAUCACAUGCAACAACCGAUUCUGAACCGUUUGUUGAGACUGCUUUAGAAUCAAUUUGUAAAUCAUACUGAGUUCGAAUCAAAUUCCUGAUGAUUUAACCGGGAGAGAACGACACAUAAAACACUAAAACGAUUUGAUAGUAGCGCUUUUUGCACUUUUCUUGCAAUGACUAACACAGAAGCGACGGACACUCUCCUUGUACGUAGCGGACAGAUACAACUUACCAACUACCAGCUUUUGACGAUUCCGGCAGUUGUCAAAAUAACCCUAACAGAAUUGUCUCAUUCUUUUGCAGGGCACGUCUUGCAAAUUCGCAUAGCUGUAGUUAGUAAUUCAAGCGGGUAGUUUUGCCUGUCCGGAAUUUUUUCCCCCGCAUUGUACCAGAUUUAUGGCAAGAGUCUGACAACAAUGCAACAAUCCUUUCAGACCAGAGAUGCCAGAUCUGCAGAUUUGUCUGUAAAUCUACAAAUUUUGUAUAUAGUGCUGCAGACAUGUUUUUUUGUGCAGAGUUUUGCAGACUUUCGUCAAAAUUUACAGACUUUUGAAAUUGUCGUUUUGCUCGCCAAGUCAGUUUGGCGUGUCAUACUUUAUAGAGAAAUUGCUGCCAGCAAGACAUACUUGCUGACUGCAGAUUUUUUUCGGAUGUACAGACUUUUACAACCCUCUCUGAAGAUAUUUGAAAUUUUUACCUGGCAUCUCUGUUUCAGACAGAGUAUUUUACCCAGUGGUUCCAAUCAGAUUUUUGCCGUACAAGAUUAGCAGAAUCGUUUUGAAUCGAUUCGUCUCUUCUUUUUCAUUUUAAUUUUAAAUGAAGAGCAAUUGCACUAACAAGCAAGUACACAUAACUGCACCUCUCAUAAUCAUAAUAACCUCAUUUUCAACUCUUAAUCCGAUUGUUUGUGUUUCAAAAAUUGAGACAAAAUUUUUCUAAGCAAUUAUGAAGGAAUGGUGAAUUUACCUUUGUCCAUUAAGAGAAUGACACAAUUCUGUUGGCGUUGUUAUGACAGCUGCCGGAAUCCGGCCAAGUUUCGGCCAGCUGACAGAAUUCCUCACAAGUUUCGAGCAGUUUUACAUCUCUGUAACACACACGGAUGCACUGUUUACGGGACAUAUUUGUACACAAAAUAAAAUUGUGUGCGAAUCGCAGUUAAGUUUGUUGGUGGUCAAAUCUUAACCUAUUUUUUUCCGAAUUCCUAAUAUUCAUCAGAUUACGGAUUAUAACGAAUAGUGAAACAUAUGAAAAAAACUUUAUGACAACCCACAUUAGCAGAUCCGAAUGAGUUCCGAAUCAGCGAGAAAUUUUCACUCGGAAUUCUAUGUUGAAAUAAUAAUGAGUUCCGAACAAACUCCAACUCUAGUGCAACAACCGAUUCCGAAUCUAUUUCACCUCCAACCGGUAGAUUCGGAAAUCUGUCGCAAUUCAGUGAGAAGAUGCGGACUGAACUGUCAAUUCGUUUUCUUCUUAUUCUUAACGGUUUUUCAAGUUUUCGUGGUGAUUUUCAGUUUAUUUUUGAAUUAAAACAUUACAUAACUGAAUAUAUAAAUUUAAAUCUUCUCGUUUUUUCGGAUAUACAGAACUGGUAAAUAACCAGUUUUCUUAGAUUUCCAGCAUAAACUAUUGAAAUUCGCUAGAAAUUAACAAAAAGACCUACCUUAGUCAGUUUUUUUUAUAUCAUUUAUUUUACCCCGGCUUUAACCAUGUUGGUCGUUCACCGGGUCCUUAGUCAGUAGUCGAGUAAGAAUCCAUUGCUCAUUCCGUCAUUUUGAUAAUGUAGGACUCAGGAACUGCUGGUGCUGUUUCCCACAUUAUCGAAAUGACGGAAUGAGCAAUGAAUUUUUACUCAACUGCUCGAUUUUUCAAUGCUCGAUCGGUUCAAAGCUAAAAUUCUCGGUUCUACAUUUCAAGCGUCUUGGUUUUAUUUUUUCAAUAAAAGAUACAUAUGAAAGGCAAUAAGUUAUUGCCCUUCAUAUAAACUAAUUAUGGAAAAUGUUAUUGCCAAUAACAUUGCUUUCUCACUACCAAACAUACCCAUAUUUCAAUCUCAUUUACCUCGUCUCAAGAUUUGUUUUUUUUUACGUACAUGCGGGAUUGAAGAAUAUCAAAUGAAGUCGAAAAAAAAGAAAGAGGUGGGAAAUGAACAAGACACGUACGGCGAGAUAAUGACUCAGUUUCGCCUGGACAGUUUUGACAGCAGCCGGAAUACAGCCAGCCUUCAUUUCCUAUUCUCAAUCAGAGAUGCCAGAUUUUUUCAUAAAAAAUGUGUAUUACUCUGUAUAAAAAAUCUGUAUUUCGAUAGUCCCACGACAAAAGGGCCUAACUGUAAAUCUUUGUUUACUUUCUCUUCUGAUUAUUACGGAGCCAUUAUUGCAAAUUCUCUAAAAUUUCCAAUAUAAAUCGAAAGCUUGUAGUUUUACCUUGAAUGUUUUGCGAAAAGUAAAGCGUCAAAUAUGAAAUCAGUUCGGUAAAUCGUGAAAGAAAAAGUAAACAGAGAAACUGUCAUUUGCAGUUAGGCCCAUUUGUCGUGGGACGGUCGAUUUAUCUGUAUUCACUGAUAAAAUUAAAUUUCAAUGAGCAAUAAUUCUUUCCAUCUGUCUGUUGGAACAGAAAGGUAAAAUUCCACAAAAGGAAAAUCUGUAUCAAAUCUGUAUUCUGUAUGCGUAUGUUAAAAUCUGUAUAAUACAGAUAAAUCUGUAUAAAUGGCAUCUCUGUUCUCAAUAGAUGAAACCAUGCUACAUUAUAAAUAUUUUGUUGUCUUGAUUUCGGUCCACGUGCUUUUACAGGAAUUAAUAAAUUUUAUAUCUGUAAUUAUCGUAACUUAUAACAAUAGAACAUCUCUUUCUGGAUACAUUUUAAGUUGAUAGUGAAUGUUUAGAAAUGAAUGUGUUUAAGACUGAUUGUUACAAGCUAGUAAAAUAUCGUAUAAUUUUGAGUGAUUAACAUAUCGUACGAAAGUUUACAUAGCACUGGGGCAGUGUGAACGUCACUGGAACAACCAAUCAAAGCAAGAAACGUUGCUUCCGAUUUUUUCUGCACGCACAAUAACAUAAGUAUUUGUUCGCCAUUAAGAGAUGGCUGCCAAUCUAAUAGCGGUUUUUUAUUUUUUUUAAGAAGAGGUUGUCGUGUUUUCAAUAUAAAUUCUAAAAAUGUUAGACGAUUGGCAGCCAUUUAUAAAAUUGUAUGAAAUAUUUAAAUCAGUUUCAGGCCUUAAACAUUUUUACCAUGAAUGGAAAAAAAAAUAUUUUGACAGAUCCUAACCUGGAAUCUAUCUGAUGUGCUAUUACCUUGACUAGAUAUUGAACUUGUUUUGACUGAAAUACUCAGAAGAAAUGUUUCUACUUCAACAAUACGCAAUUUUUUGUGCUAAUUGGGUCAAAUUUGACAAUCAUCUAAUUGAUACAGGCAUGUUGGCAGUUGCUGGCGAUCGAAGUUAUUAUUAAAUAAUGUUCAAAGAACAAAAUUUCGGUACUAACUUGACUUUGGCGUUAAUAUAUCGAAUGAAGGUUGAAGUAAUAUUUUAACCGUAGUAAUGCCUUGUUAAAAUCGACCAAUUAAUUGUUACUGUUUAAACGGCUGAUUUGACCAUCAAACAUUAAAUUUAUAAAGAUGUUAUAAGAUCUACUGUAAAAAAAAAACAAUUUCAUAUAAAAGAGGUACUAUGAAAUAUGAGUAAAACAGUUUCUAUAUUAAUUAGGUAUAUAUCGAACAUUAAACCAACAUGAUACUCAAAUCUUCGAGAACAGCAGAUAUUAUCCUAGCAAAUGAUUUUGUGUAGUAGUUAUCUAACUUAACUGUCGAAACAGAUAAUUCAAGCCAUCAUUCACUUUUCUCAUAUUCAAAUUUCAAUCGACGUCACUUUUUACCGAUGAUAGUCAUGUUGUUAGUUUCACUAUAGAAAAUCAAAAAUAUUAGUGCAGUAAUUACUACCGACUCAAUACUAAACUGUGACUCGAUAAAUUGAUAAUAAUCUUAAUGAAAAUGAAGAAAACUAACGUUUAAACCAACAAAGGUUCAUUCCGACGAGCCGUGUUAUAUAGGAAAAUAAAAACGUAACCUAUAAUCCUUAGUAACAAAAAAAAAGAUCAUGACUGUUGUACAGUAAAGGAAAUAGAUGGCUUCUGAAUAUGUUGCCCAAGUACAUAACUCAAUUGAGAAGAAAAAAAAUCAUUUAAAAAAUCAAAUUACAAAAGACAUAAGUUGUCACUAGUUCAUAGAUAUGACAUUAUCACGCGAACACACCGGCACAGAUUAGAUAGCGAAUUGUUUUAUGCUUUAUUGAUUGUAAAUUACACGAUUGCGAAUACUAUCCUCAGUUGUACAAAGCAUACACGGCACGAAAUGCGAACAAAUACUAAUUGUGAUAAGAACGUGAACUUUUCUGAUUUUUACUUCAAGUCUAAGCCAAGCCUAGUGAUUACAAUAAUCUGCGUGAGUUCAAGAUCAAGAUUCCUCUGAUUCUGUUGAUGUGUUAUUGCUUCCAGCGGUGAACCAUUCUAACUAAAAACAAAACAAAGUAACAUAUCAACUGCGAGGAUCCUUUUAGGCUUAGGACCCCCAAAGGGACACACUGUAAUGAAGCACCCAGUGAUGAAGCAAAAUAAACAACGCUUUGUAAUGCUUUGAUAACGUUCGAGAAAACAAAGAAAACUGUUAAGCACAAUAAUUUUCUAAAAUAGAGACACUUUCUUAAAAUGUCACACAAGUCACACAGUUGAAUACAAUUCUCGCUAGUUAGCAAUCAAUUUUAUAAAUGUACAGACGAGUGCAGCGCUCACAGCUAAUGCAGUUUCUCACAAGAGCACAAACACUUUGGAACUAUAUCUACACAUUCAAAACGAUCAUUGUCGCUGACACAAAAACACACUUGCAGGAUGAAUGCUGUACAUUCAAAAACCUACGAAGUAAUGAUAUAGCGGAAUCGAAAAAAAACGUGAAUAAAAAUCAAAUUUUGUUCGAUGCUAAAUAUUUAAA
This is a messenger RNA of Malaya genurostris, 21492 nucleotides long. RefSeq names its product patj homolog. The transcript is spliced from 3 exons. Bases 707 to 2797 code for a protein of 696 amino acids. NCBI's taxonomy places the organism in Eukaryota, Metazoa, Arthropoda, Insecta, Diptera, Culicidae. The record is from RefSeq and is a predicted model, not a curated record. Gene Ontology annotation, molecular function: protein binding.